Molecule: messenger RNA, 1766 nt
Organism: Lotus japonicus
Lineage: Eukaryota; Viridiplantae; Streptophyta; Magnoliopsida; Fabales; Fabaceae
Exons: 9
Coding region: 409-1296 (295 amino acids)
Source: RefSeq, a predicted model, not a curated record
AGAUAUGUCAGACAGACAGUGUUCCUUUUCUUUCUCACUUCUAACACCUAGUUACAUUCACACUCCUAUUACUUCAGGACGAAAACAAGUUCCCAAGUUGAUGCAGGCUUGAGUCUUCUGUUGCACUGAGUAGAGUGUUUUCUGCAAAGCUUACUUGUUCUCUCACUGAAUGCAGAAGUAGUUUGAUCAUGAAUGCAAAGGGGCAUAAAUUUGUGAGGUUUGGGGACUGGAAAUCAGAGUCAUCUUUUAGUAUAGAGCAGGAAGGUUCUGUAAACAAUGGAUAUCACAAGAGAAAAGGCAUACCGAGUGUAAGUGCUAUUUUGAAGAGUAUUGGAAGAAGACUCGAGAGUGGAACAGAGAAAGUGAAAAGCUUGAGAAGACAUUCUGCUGCUGUCCAUCCUUUAAGUGAUGGAAAGACAAAAAAAGCCGACUUCUGGGUGCAAUAAUCUUGAUCCUCAAGGGUCAAUGCUUCAGAAAUGGAAUAAAAUAUUUGUAAUCACAUGUGUGAUGGCAGUUUCUGUGGAUCCGAUGUUCUUUUACAUUCCAGUGAUUGUUGGUAAAAACAAGAGUGGUAUGAAGACAUUCUUCUAUCCCUGUGAAACAUUUUCAAAGAUUGCUACUAUUGCAAAAAACAGACCCAUAUAUACUUGGAGAGUGAAGGUUCGGGUUCUUCGUGUUUGGGAUAUGUUUCCAGUUGGUGAACCCUCAAAACCUUACGUUAUCCAUGUUGUGCUUAUUGAUGUAGAGGGUGUGAAAAUUGAGGGCAUCAUUAAGAAAGCCUUUUUGCCCAAUUGUUUGCGUUCUGGCGUCGCCAUUCUGAUAGUUACUAUGCAUCAGUACACCUUAAGAAGUUCUAAGUCUAAGCAACAGAUUUUUGCCAGAGUAUUUCAUCCGGAGGAGGUGUAUAUUGUUGUACCAAGACAAUUCUUGAAUGAUUUUGAAGAAAGUCUCUCUAAAUAUGUUGAAUUAGUGGAUCCUGUAGGGAAUAAAUUAUGUGUUAGCUUUUAUUUUGAUCGUGAUGAACCAAGAUUUGGUGCUAAUAUUUCAGAGUUACGAACUGUGCACCAAAUACAGGGAAGUGUGAUAAUUUGUUUUAUUUAUCUUGGUGAUAGUAGAUUUGACAUCCAAAUUAGUGAUCUGAACUUGUUUGAGAUUGAGUAUAGGAAAAGAACUGCUCAUGUUGCAGCUAAUGUUGCAAGUUCAAGUCAUCUGAAUUUUCAUGAAGUAGAUGGUUCGGUUAUAAAUUUAAUUAGUGAUGAUGAUUCUGAGAAUGAAGUUGAAGAUAUUGUGAAUUAGGAGAUGUUAAUUUGGUCAGUUGAUCUCACUGCUGAUCUCAUUAUUCCCCGUCAUCAUCUGAUUAUUCCUGAUUAUAUUCAGGAAAAGGUUUUCAACGACAUGAGUCCAGAAAUCAAUGUACUUCUUCCAGAUGGUUCUUGGACUAGAUGAGAAAUCGUCUGGUACUCACUUAGUGAGGGGGUAAGUGAAUCUGGGAGUAUGGGUGUCAUUUUUGGGCGGUGGUAUGAGUUCUAUAAGGAAACAUUUUUCAGACUUGGAAAUUCCGUUGCAAGACACAAGAUGCAGCUAUGGAAAAUGGUUCUUCUCAAUUUUUACAGAGUUGCUGUUUUGACGGAGUAAUUUAACAUCAAAAGUUACAUCUUUUUGUUCUUUUUUUGUACUACAUAAUAUAACAUGAUGUGGUUGUAAACAUCACUUGAACGGUGCUACUUUAUUUGUUCACUGUGAAUGGUUGUUUAUUUUGUCUAUAA